Molecule: messenger RNA, 4026 nt
Organism: Perognathus longimembris pacificus (Pacific pocket mouse)
Lineage: Eukaryota; Metazoa; Chordata; Mammalia; Rodentia; Heteromyidae
Gene: Foxn2
Product: forkhead box N2
Exons: 6
Coding region: 412-1698 (428 amino acids)
Biological process (GO): regulation of DNA-templated transcription
Cellular component (GO): nucleus
Molecular function (GO): DNA-binding transcription factor activity; cis-regulatory region sequence-specific DNA binding
Source: RefSeq, a predicted model, not a curated record
CUUAUGAGCUACCAGUGCCUGUCUUUCUUUUAAGAAAUGUACGUAAACCAAUCACCUGGGUGGCUCAUGCCAUGGAUUCUUGAUCAUUUUUCCCAUAACAACCACCCAACUUCUGCUAAAAACAUUUUGCAUAUCAAAAAAAUGUAAAAUUUUCAUAGCAUCACUUAAAUUGAGUGGCCUAGGAGGCCAUGGCCUAGGAGGAUUACCAUAACUUUGAAUUUGCUCUUUGGCCACUGUUUGCUUCGUGGGAGACCUAUUUCUACAAAGUUAGGGCAUGGAAAUACCAGAGCACAUGAGUUAAACACGGGACUGAGAGCUUCUCCAUAUCACUUGAGCUGUGUAUAUGGACAUGGGGAUAUUCUGGCUGAUCAAAACAGUAUAAUAAAUCUACAAUCAGACCUAUACAAGUAAAUGGGUCCAGUAAUUGGAAUGACUCCAGAUAAGAGAGCUGAAACCCCAGGAGCUGAAAAGAUUGCAGGACUAAGCCAAAUUUACCAAAUGGGAAGCUUGCCCGAAGCUGUUGAUGCUGCUGGGCCAAAGGCCACUCUGGUAGGCAGUGAGUCAACAGAUGAUGAACUCACAAACUUGAACUGGCUUCAUGAAAGUACUAAUCUUCUAACAAACUUCAGCCUCGGAAGUGAAGGUCUUCCAAUGGUUAGUCCAUUGUAUGAUAUAGAGGGAGAUGAUGUGCCAUCUUUUGGGCCAUCUUGCUACCAGAACCCAGAAAAAAAAUCAGCAACUUCAAAGCCCCCAUACUCCUUUAGUCUUCUCAUUUAUAUGGCUAUUGAACACUCUCCAAAUAAAUGUUUGCCUGUCAAAGAAAUUUAUAGCUGGAUUUUGGAUCGCUUCCCAUACUUUGCUACUGCACCAACAGGCUGGAAGAAUUCUGUUCGACAUAAUCUGUCCUUAAACAAAUGUUUUCAGAAAGUGGAAAGAAGCCACAGCAAGGUAAAUGGAAAAGGUUCCUUAUGGUGUGUUGAUCCAGAGUAUAAACCCAAUCUUAUACAGGCACUGAAGAAGCAACCUUCCUCUUUACAAAGUAAUUCUUUAUCACCUCAGUACUUAAGCUCUGUUCUUAAGCAGAACCAAGUGCGAACCCUCAAAGAGUCUGAUAUUGAUGCUGCCACUGCAAUGAUACUUUUAAAUACUUCUAUAGAACAAGGGAUUCUAGAAUGUGAGAAGCCUCUUCCUCUUAAAACAUCAUUGCAAAAAAAGAGGAAUUAUAACAAUGCAUUUAGUCAUCCCAGUGCUGCGCAAUUACAAGAGAGUGAUUCUUUAGCCACCAGCAUUGAUCCAAAAGAAGACCACAAUUACAGUGCAAGUAGCAUGGCAGCACAGCGCUGUGCGUCCAGGUCUAGUGUAUCUUCCCUGUCUUCUGUGGAUGAGGUAUAUGAAUUUAUCCCAAAGAGUAGCCAUGUGGGAAGUGGUGGCAGUGAAGGAUUUCAUAGUGAAGAAGACACAGAUGUUGAUUAUGAAGAUGAUCCCCUUGCAGACAGCAGCUAUGAGCCACAGGCUUGCACAGAUGACUCUCAAAAAGGGCAGCCAGGCAAAAAGAUGCGAAAACAGUCAUGUCAAGAAAUUGAUGAGGAGCUCAAAGAAGCAGCCGGAUCUCUGCUCCACCUUGCUGGAAUUCGUACAUGUCUAGGUUCCCUAAUAAGUACUGCAAAGACACAAAGUCAAAAACAAUGGAAAAAAUAGAAGUAUUUACUAGGGUUAAAUUAUUUUAUAGUGUGGCAAUACUCUUCUACUUAAUUAUUUACAAGGGAUAUCAAAGCCAUAAUGGACUUCUUAAGUUUUAGGGUGGGAGAGGGUGCCAAUUGUUUCUUUCAAAGUACUUUUGGUUACUUUUUUUUCUCAUUAAACAGUUGCUAUUAAUUAGGAUCAUGCCCAACCAUAAAUAUAUGAUCUAAAUGCUUAAAAACAUAAUUUCUAUGAUAAAUGAUUUCAAGAUUUAAAAUUUUUAAUACAAGGAAAUCUCUAGCCUCUGUCUUAAACUUAUAGGAAAAGCUCCUUUAUUCAUGUAUCACAAUGUAAGAUUUGGCAAGUCUAACUUUUAGUUUUUCUCUCCCAUCUGUAAUUAACUAUAGUUAUCAAUUGCUGAUAUCUUCAUAUAAUCUUUUUUCUGACUCACAAUGUAAUAGAUAAGAUUGUGAUUUUUAUUUUGUCUUAAAUUAUUUUUCUGUUGUGGCAUGAGCAAAGUCCAAUAUACAUUGGAAAAGAUCCUAAAUGUCUACAAAACUCUUUCUGGUUGCAUAAGUAAUAGAAAAGGUAAUUUGGGAAUGUGAUUUCAUCUAAGAAGACUAAUUCUUAUUAUAGCAGUAGUUUGAAAUGUUUUUAUUAAUGCAUAGCAUUCAUUCAGGCCUUUUAUUCUUUCCCAAAGUGCUUUGCAUCAAUUGUUGAAAUUUUAGCCACUAGCUGUCUUUGUUGAGUAGAAAUUAUUCAGUGAGAGAAUACAGCCAUAGAGAAUGUAAUGGGAUAACAUAAUUUUGACAUACUUUUGCAAUAAGAGAAUCUUUCAUUUACUUCUUUUCCUCUCUUCCCCUCUUUUCUCUCUCUUUUUCUCUCUCUUUUCCAGUAACUGAGGAUUGAACUCAGGGCCCUAUCAUGCUUGCUAGACAAGCACUCUACCACUUGAGCCAUGCUCCAGUUCCAAUUUCCUUCCUAAAUACACAGUUUUCUGAGCACAUUUUAACAGUUAUGGAGUAUAAUUUUACAUACUAACUACUUAUGUCAUUAUAAGGUCAUCAAGUAGAAACUUCUUUCCAAGCUUUGUAUGGAUUAUAAUUGUAUAUUAAAUUACUUUUUAAAAGAUUUAGUAAAACUAGAGAAAAAAAAAACCUUCAGGGAUUUAAAAACUCAUACAAAAUUAGGUCUUACACCAAACUCUUUGAAGGAGCAGUGUAAUGCCUGUAUGUGCCAUUAAUCCAUGCUAAAAGAUUUUAUAUUACUAUUCCAAAAGUGCAUUGACCAAGGCAAUUUAAGUAUUGAUCAAAUCUGCUUGUACGAGACAGCUUUCAUAUCACUUACAUAGCUAGACUUCAGAAAGAACAGUGGAUGUUAAUACCAUUGAUUCAUUGUUUCUUACAAUAGUGAGAGCAACUUAUUUAACUUGUCUCAUGAUACAGCCUCUGUUAUGGACAAUGAUCUUGUUUUUGCUUUUCAGAUAAUUGAUAUGCAUUUAUAUACAUACAUACACACAUGCAGUCAAGGUUCAUAUUGUUCAUUUCUUUCAGUCAUUUUUGUGACUAAAAAGCAUCCUCAUGGAUUUUUUUUAAAGAGAUGAAUGUUUUAAUUUUAACUUAUCAUUUUUAUUUGGGCAAAAUUCAAAUGAGAAUGAUAACAAGAGCAUCUUUUUCAGCUGAUAAAUCUUUAGGCCAAGAAUAACAGCAUUAAUAUUCUUUAUCCUUUUCCUGUAUUACUAUAAUUGAAACUAGAUAGGCUACAUUAGUAGAAUUGGUGCUCUGAAACAAUAAAAUUCUAAUUUGUUGGGUAAUAGUGAAGUAUUUGGAAUUUUUUCCUCAUAAAUAUCAUAUCUCCAGACAGUGGCUAAAUGAAAGUAGCCUUUCCUACUGUGGACAGUGAAUAAAUACAGAGAAAAAAGUGUUUUUUACCACAGUAUAAAAGACAUUACAGAAAUCAAUUUAAUAACUAUUUUUAAGCUAUUCACUGUGGCCCUGUGGGUAUACCUUAGUAACAGUGUUUUUGUUUGGGUAGUUGGUUUUCCUUGCCAUGCUGGGGGUGGAACCUGCUGAAUAAGUGCUCUGUCACUGAGCCCCACCAUUGCCCAGUGUAUUGCUAUGAUAUAUUCCACUUUACUUUGUUCUCCUGAAAUUCUGUACCAUGGAUAUUCUUCCUGGCUCCUGUCCAUUAGGUAAUUACUCUUCUACAAGUAAAUGAAAAUUAUCUAAGAUGAGGAAGAGGAAAAGUUAUUCUCAACUCUAAUAGGGAUCUUCAAAGAUUCUUGUCUUAUUAUAUAUAGCAAUAACUUUAUCACUUUUUCCUCUGAGUCUUCAGUGUUCUCCUUCC